This is a messenger RNA of Penicillium oxalicum, 771 nucleotides long. RefSeq lists its product as uncharacterized. The transcript has 2 exons. Bases 1 to 771 code for a protein of 256 amino acids. Lineage: Eukaryota; Fungi; Ascomycota; Eurotiomycetes; Eurotiales; Aspergillaceae. The record is from RefSeq and is a predicted model, not a curated record.
AUGGCUACUACCUCCAAGACGCUGGACGCGGCGCGUAUCGUGUCUCUUCCGAAUGAUGCAUUCUACAUUCCCAACUUCAUCACUGAAGAUGAAGAGCAGCACUUGCUUCGAAAGAUAUCAACCGCACCCCUCCCCCGCUGGACCCAAUUAACCCACCGACGCCUCCAAACGUGGCCCUCAUCCUUAACCAAAACCAACACUCUCCUGGCCGCUCCCCUACCCCCCUGGCUGACAACACCUAUCAUCGAGCCCAAAUUCAGCACCUUGGGCAUCUUCGCCGAUGCUCCGCACAGUGCACCAAACCACGUCCUGAUCAAUGAGUACCAGCCUGGUCAGGGGAUCAUGCCGCAUGAGGAUGGCCCCGCGUAUCAUCCGCUCGUAGCGACUGUGAGCCUCGGCGCGCCCAUCAUAUUGGACAUUUACGACAAGGAGAGCAAGGGCCAGCACGGCGAGGAGUCCAAGUGUGAGAUGGACCUGGAUCCCAGCGGGAAGAGGGAUCGUACACCCCGAUUUCGGAUCCUGCAGGAGCCGAGGAGUUUGUUGGUGACGCGGGGGCAGAUGUAUACGGAAUUUUUGCAUGGGAUUGCCGAGAAGGUGAUGGAUGAGGAUCUGGGUCCGAGUACGGUAUGUAAUUGGGAGUUGUUGGGCGAGCGGGAUACAUUCUGGGGAGGAUUUUACGAGAGAUCUACGAGGACGAGCUUGACUUUUCGGGAUGUUAUGAAAGUGGCCAAGAUGGGGAAUUCGUUGAAGUUUUUGGGCGGGUCCAAAUGA